This is a messenger RNA of Ruditapes philippinarum (Manila clam), 1255 nucleotides long. Its product is annotated as serine/threonine-protein kinase Nek10-like. NCBI's taxonomy places the organism in Eukaryota, Metazoa, Mollusca, Bivalvia, Venerida, Veneridae. Gene Ontology annotation, molecular function: ATP binding; protein kinase activity. The record is from RefSeq and is a predicted model, not a curated record. The transcript has 4 exons. The coding region runs from base 166 to 1080 and encodes 304 amino acids. Gene Ontology annotation, biological process: intracellular signal transduction; protein phosphorylation.
CAAAUAUUCCUUUUCAAUCUAAAAAUAGAAUGGAACAUAUUGUGACGUAAUUCGAACCAUGACGUUGCUACAUAAAAUUAACGUCAAAGCCAUUGGAGACGUCAUAAGAAUAGGAUGUAACUGCAUUCUGAGAUCACUGAGAUCACUGAGGUCAAGUGUUGCAGAAUGUCUGUUGCCCUGUCCUACGACCCUCUCACCCACCAAGUGACAGACGUCAAAACUAAAACACCCCUACAUUCUCUAGAAUAUUGCUGCAGGAGGACUAUACUGUCCCGGAUAGGACUUGAUAAUUUACAGCUGGUCAAUCAACUACCAUUACCAUCAAGCAUGAAAGCGACAUUAGUAAGACUGAGAGUAUCUGAUUUUUUUAUUGAUGCUGAGAAAAUUCCACCAGAAAGUCACAGUUCUCGUACAUUUCCAGCAACAUGUCUACUUACUGACAGCACUAUCAUACUAAAACUAGUAUCUUCAAAAUCCAAAGUGAACAAAAAGGACCCAAAUUUUCUCACCUCAUUUGAAGACGGUAACCAACAGUUUGUUAUAGAACAAGAGCUCAAAACAUUAUCUACGACGAUAGCUAACUGCAAAACAGAUAAUAUACGACUUAAAGAGAAAUUCAUAAAAUCAGCAUUGCUUCACCUGGUCAACCAUUUAAUUAAGAAGAAAACCCCCGUCACUACCCAUAUCUCUAGUGAAUGCAUCAUACUUCAUCCAAAUGAUAAAUUUUCUAUACAGAUUGUCACAAAUGAUGACCCAAAUGCUCAAAAUAUGAUGCCGGGAGCCAGUAACGCUGUCUACGAGGCCCCAGAAGUUUUAAAUAACGAUAAUCCUGAUUCCAGGGCCCUAGUUUGGUCUGUUGGCUGUAUUCUUCAUGAAGCUCUGGCCCUGGAACCAGCAUUCCAUGACACAUCAGGAACCAAUCCCUUCCAAGUGUAUAUGAACAUAACGAAUGGAGUUAUUCCCCCUACUCCAUCAGAUGGUAGUGAAGAGUUACAGAACUUGCUGGAAAAGUGUUUAAUUCAUAACAGAGGAAGCAGGAUAUCUCUAAAUGAACUUAAAGAAGCUCUCAGCAAAUCUUAAAUUAUAUAUUUUUAUUUCAAUCAUGUCACAUGUUAUUUUUAAAGAAAUUUUAUAUCAUUAACUUAUUUACUUUUAAAGUAUUCAACAAUUUUAAUUCAACUUUUAAUUCUUUUUUUUUUUUUCAUGUUAAGAUUUUGUUAUUUCUAAGAAUAAAGUUAUGGAUAUUUAACGAUUA